CCUCAUUCCCUGACCUGCGAUGGCCGCCGCAAUUGCCGACGAUGAGCACGUGAUGGUCAAGAUCGGAGGGCUGCAGAACAAAGCAUGGGCCUCCGAUACGUCCAAGUUUGGGUACAAGAUGCUGGAGAAGAUGGGGUGGAAAGCAGGCCAAGGUGUCGGCAAGGACCUACAAGGGCAAGCGACUCAUGUAACGAUCGUGAAGCGCACAGACGGCCUAGGGAUUGGAUGCAGCCUCAAGCAAGCCGAAGUCACGGGAUGGAGCUCAACGAGCUCGAAUUUCGCCGACGUGUUGGCGGCGUUGAAUAAAUCGUACGGCGCGCCGGAAGCUUCGGACAAGCCGUCGAAAAAGGACAAGAAGGAGAAGAAGGCGAAGAAGGAAAGCAAGAAGUCGUCCAUCAGUCGACGGAUUCUGUAUGCCAAGCGCAUCAAGAACAAGAACGCGACCUCGUACGACGCGAAGGAUAUGGCGGCCAUCCUCGGCGAUGCCGUUGGGGCGUGGGGACCUUCGGACGCCUCGAAGAAGGAGAACAAGUCUGAAGACGUCGGCGAAAGCGAGAACGACGACGAAGAAGCGGCGCGGCAGCGAAAGAAGGCCAGGAAGGACGCGAAGAAAGCGAAGAAGGCGGCUAAGCAGGACAGUGAAUAGGUCGUCUCGGUGUAUGUAUGUAUUCCUAUUUUAAUAACCCAAGCAAGCAUUAGUA
Molecule: messenger RNA, 701 nt
Organism: Aphanomyces astaci
Lineage: Eukaryota; Oomycota; Saprolegniomycetes; Saprolegniales; Verrucalvaceae
Exons: 1
Coding region: 20-646 (208 amino acids)
Molecular function (GO): nucleic acid binding
Source: RefSeq, a predicted model, not a curated record